CACUAAAUUCUAGAUUCUGUUAAAAUUAGACGAAAAUCGAUAAUAAUUUAUUAGAAUUUUGUGUUGAUAUUUUACCAAUUAUACUAGCAAUAAUAGGAAGUAGUGCUACCUUUUUGCGAAAAUGGUUAACACCCCACUUUUCCAAAUAAUUCCUCUCAUUUAACAUAUCAGGUCCAAGACGCUCUAGCAGCAAUGUUCGCAAGCCUCAAAAGCAAGAUAAAAGAAGAAACCGGUAGUGACAUCAGUAAAUUGACUAGUAGUUGGAGAAGUGGCGCUCUUCUAAGUCGCUUAACGCUGCGAGAUGACUCGUCCACAACAACGCCAACCAGUUCCGCUGGGCAAGUGGAUUCUACCUCAGAUUCCAUCUCACCACAACUACAAACAUAUCUAUCUGAUCGUACUGGGGGCGAGAUAGACCAGGUGGCGUUACAUCAGCAGUACACCGAGCAGCUGGAGGCCAAGCUGAGAGACCGAGAUUUGUAUUGGGAACAGAAAAUUGAAGAGUUACGAAAUAAUUUCACAGCCGCACAAGGAGAAGAAGCAAUAGCAGCACAGAGUGUGGCUCGUAUUGCACAAGCUGAGGCGGCUAAGGCAAUAACCGAAAGAGAUGCAACAGAGAGGCAGCUCAAUGAACUCAAGAUUCGGCUGGCUGCUGCCGAGAGUGCACAACUAAAACUCGAUGCCCUUAAUGAGGAGGUAGAAGAGCUGCGUCGGUCUUGGACGCAGGAGCGCGGCGCGCUGCGGGCGGCGGCGGGCGCGGCGGAGGCGCUGGCAUCAGACGCGCAGCAGCAGCUCGAACUGCUGCGGGCGGCGCUGCCGACCGACCAUCCUGAACACCACAUGCAUGAUGACGACAAAAUCUCUCCAACUGGUUGCGAGUCGUUCGACCGCGUGUGUCGCGAGCGCGCGGUGCUGUCGCGACAGCUGACGGAGGCGCGCAUGGCGCUCGCAGACGUCAAGACGUCCUGGAGCGGGCAGAUCGCCUCGCUUGAGACGCAGGUGGCGCGAGUGUCGCGACAGGCGGGCGAGGAGGGGGCGGAGAGAAGGAGAAUGGAGGCGGAGAGAAGAGAGCUGUUAGACAAGAUUGCAAGCUUGACCACCGAGUUGGACAAAGCUAAACAGAAUCUGGCUAAUAGUGAGGCAAAGGUGGCGCGGCUGAGCGGCGAGGUGCGGGCGCUGGCGCAGGAGGUGCGCGGGCUGCGGGCGGGCGCCGCGCACAGCGACGAGGUCGCGAUGGGUUUGGAAGCGAGAAUCGAGGCUUUGAGUGAGGAGAAUAAGGAGUUGAGGGAGGCGUUGGACAGUGAGAGGAGGCUGGUGGCCAUACUUCGGGAGAAGGUGGACAAGUCCGGUGAGAUGUACGACGAGCAGACGGCCCGCGUCAACCACCUCAACACCACCAUGGCGGACAUGCAGCACGACUUUAUUGAUAUGCAGAGGAAGUUUGACAAGGAGAAACGCGAGAAGGACGAGGCACUCCUGCGCAACGCUCACAUGUCUCAGAGCAUGGAGAUGAGUCAGUGCAACGUGCGGUACCUCGAGACUGAAGUUGUCGACCUCAAGAGCAAGGUGGCGGAGCUUGAGGCGGUCAUCGCGCAGCACAAGGAGGUCCAAGCGGAGUGCAUGGUUAUCAAAGAGAACGACAAGUUGAAGGAGGACAAGAUCGUCGAACUGCAGCGGCGGAUCCAGGAGAGGGAAGCCAGCGAGACCGAUCUCAAGAAGACAAUACAAGACUUACAAGUUGAAAUCUGUGAUAAAAAUAAGAAAAUAAAAACUCUAGAUAAUAGGAUAUCGGAUAUGAAGAAGACGUUACAGAGGGAACUGCAGAGCAGCAAAAGUGAUCUCACGACCGCAGAGGAACAGGAUAUUAGUAGAAGGUAUCUAAAGCACGUGGUCCUCCGUUUCCUGACGGCGCGCGAGUUGGAGGCGCGGCAGCUCACGCGCGCACUCGCGACGUUGCUCCGCCUCUCCGCGCACGAGGAGGCGCUACUGCGUGCGGCGUUGCCAGCUCGCGCGGGGCUCGCCUCCUGGUUCCCCUCGCUAGGAGCUUGAUAGGUCCAGUAGCAUGGAAGGUAAACGUUAAAGGGGAUUUUCCUUUUUUGGAACUGGAAGCGUUACCAGCUCGCGCGUGACACGCUUGGUUCCUUUUAAGUAAAAGGUAAACGGAAAGGGGAUUGAUACACAGAGAACUAAGAUAAAGGUAAAUAAUAUCACGGGUGGUAAUUAUUAUCUUUCCUUUUUGGACACGCCUUCUGGUUCCUUUUGCUAGGGACUUGAUACGUUAUCAUAGUAUUAUGAGGAAGAGGUCGUUUUUUAACUACGGUUGAAGCUUAUACAUUUGUAAGUAGAAAUAGUUUGAGGGUGCGGUUUUUGAAAAGUUCGGUACAAAAAUUUAUCGCUACAGUUGGUAAUGAUGACAUUCGUAUGCAACGCAUAAAUAAUUUUUAUUGGGACAAAAAGAGGUUUUUUAUGUUAAAGAGUAAAAAGACUUUAAAUGGGGAAUUUUUGAAUUUAUCACGGCAAUAGAGUUGAUACAAGCGUAUGAAUGAUUUGUGGUACAUAGUACAUACUACGAUGGCUACUAAGACGCAAAUCAUAUAUCCAGUCUUGUGUAUCAGAUUUACUUUACCUGUUCAAUAGCAUCAGCUUGUAAAAGUAUUAAUUGACUGUAUUUAUAGCUCGAAUGGAAAAGAAAGUAUUUUGAGAAUAAGAAUUUAUAGAACAGAAUGGCAUCUCUGCU
Messenger RNA from Aricia agestis (brown argus), 2737 nucleotides. RefSeq names its product golgin subfamily A member 1 (gene Golgin97). Gene Ontology annotation, cellular component: Golgi apparatus. The record is from RefSeq and is a predicted model, not a curated record. The coding region runs from base 193 to 2049 and encodes 618 amino acids. The transcript has 14 exons. Lineage: Eukaryota; Metazoa; Arthropoda; Insecta; Lepidoptera; Lycaenidae.